GAAGUAAUUUAUAUCAAAAAUGAAUACAGGGGAGUCUAGGAAUUUAAGAAGAUCUAACAUCAGGAAGAUCAAAGAUCUUCAAAAAAGUAACCUCACAUCCAUCAAGAAGAGUUUCUGAGCCCAUACCUUCGAAAGAGAUCAUAAAGAUGAUAAGGAGAGAAUAGGGAUGACUGUUGACAACACCAUGAAGCCUCCAAUUGGCAUCAAAUCUCUCCAAAAGAUCCAAAAAUAUGAUCUAAAAUCUGGAGAAAACCAAAGGAAAAGAGAUAUCUGUUCUUUGCUAAAUGACAGGAAAAGGACUCCUCAGAAUCGUAUACCUCAGAUGUCAGUUCCAAAGAACUUUAGCAAGAUGCCUCAUAUUAGAGAUGCUUCAAGAAACAGGAUUAAAGAGUUAAAUAGCGAUUUUAUUUUUACUAAAUCAAGACAAAGGCCAAAUAAAAUUGCGGUCUCCUCUUUAGAAGGCCCAAUUAAUGCAAAACUGUUAUAAAAAGAAAUGGAACUAAAGAAGAAUACAGUUCGAAAGAAGUCAUCGAAUCAAUUGUAGCCAUCAAGAUUGCGAUCAUUAGGAAGGCAUACAGAGUGUUCAAACAGUACGCGAGAGACUAUAGUAUAAAGAGGUUUUGAAGAAUAAAGAACUGUAAGUUCAAAAAUAUCUACAAAAUUCUGACAAAAGGGAAAUUAAGGAUAUACGCUAAGCCAUUCCGCAAAAGAUUGAGCGUCAAUAAGUUCUCAAAACACAGAAUGAUUAGGCUGAAUGAUAAGUUGGCUAGAAGUCUUGAAGAGCAUCCAAGGGAAAGCUGGAAGAACAGAGAGACAUAUUUUGGACUUGAGGCUCCUUCAAAAGCAAAACUCUCUCUACAAAUAAUGAAAGGGAUAAAUUCACAAACCCCUCUGCGAGAAAAGGCAAAUUUUACCACAAUCCCACUUCAAAGUUUCAGCAUCCCUAAGUCAGGCCAAGAUGAAAGAAGAUAUGCUAAAAAGAAGGUGAUUAAGCUAAAGAAGAUCAUUAAAAAGCCUUCCAUUCCAACCCCCAUUCACCAAUCUUUCACAAAAUCCUUCAAAAUCUGCAUCUUUCCUCCAAAAAAUACCUCAUAAACUCCAGAACCAAAGUCAAAAAUUACAGCUAAACUCUUUCACAGCCCAAGGCUAAACUCUAUUUUAAUUGGAUCUUCAAUUUCA
Messenger RNA from Moneuplotes crassus, 1179 nucleotides. Lineage: Eukaryota; Ciliophora; Spirotrichea; Euplotida; Euplotidae. The record is from the annotation of a GenBank genome assembly.